Perca flavescens (yellow perch) is the source of this 645-nucleotide messenger RNA. RefSeq names its product zgc:103586. Lineage: Eukaryota; Metazoa; Chordata; Actinopteri; Perciformes; Percidae. Gene Ontology annotation, cellular component: cytosol. The transcript has 5 exons. Gene Ontology annotation, molecular function: cytidine deaminase activity; zinc ion binding. The record is from RefSeq and is a predicted model, not a curated record. Bases 157 to 567 code for a protein of 136 amino acids.
AUUCAGCUGUCAUGAACCCUGCUGUUCUAGCUCCUCUCGGCAAACCUGGUAGGCUGAAUCAAAUUUCAUUCUUAAACAUUAACAGAACUGACGUUCAUUUUUUUUCAGCUGUAAAAGGUGACAUAUUCCCCCAAAAACUGCGAGUCUUCUUCUGCAAUGACAGAUAAAGUUCAAGAGCUCGUGUCAAAGUGCCUGCAGGCCCGGGACAUGGCAUACUGUCCCUACAGUCGGUUCCCUGUCGGUGCUGCUAUAUUAACAGCAGAUGGCGCUAUCAUUUCAGGCUGUAAUGUGGAGAAUGCCUCCUACGGUCUGACGGUGUGUGCUGAGCGGACGGCCAUCCAGAGGGCUGUGGUGGAAGGACACAAACAGUUCACUGCCAUUGCUGUGACAUGUGAUAUCAAAGACCGUUUUGUUGGGCCAUGUGGAGCAUGUCGACAGGUUCUUAUGGAGUUUGGAUCAGACUGGACUGUAUACUUGACCAAGCCGGAUGGAUCUUACAAAAAAACCAGCCUUAAUGAACUGUUGCCUCUAGCCUUUUCCUCGGCCGACGUGAUGAAGAAGAACUGAUGAAGCCUCAGCAGCAGCACUUUUUAGAGUAAAAGUACUUUUUUAGCUGCAAUGAAUUGUGUUACAGCAACACUGCAA